Messenger RNA from Cladophialophora immunda, 918 nucleotides. RefSeq lists its product as uncharacterized. The transcript has a single exon. Bases 1 to 918 code for a protein of 305 amino acids. NCBI's taxonomy places the organism in Eukaryota, Fungi, Ascomycota, Eurotiomycetes, Chaetothyriales, Herpotrichiellaceae. The record is from RefSeq and is a predicted model, not a curated record.
AUGUCCAUGAAUAGACGCCAUGCACGCAUUCUUCAGACCAUCAUUGGCGCCAUCCUGCUCUCCCUGGGGGUUUGCUACUUGGUGACCGAACAUUCAGCUCAAGCGAAAGCCCAAUACGUGGGGGAAGAACCAGUUUCAGCUCCCGACGCGGACACUGCGCCCACCGUCGUCUUCGUGUGUACAAGCCGCGACGACACGUCCUGGAUCGAAAGGGAUUUCUCCUUCUUCCUCCCUCGAUCUCGACGGAUCGUCUAUGUCGCCGACGACACGUCCGCGCCAUUCCACCCGCCUCUCAACCACGGAAACGAGGCCAUGUCCUACCUCACGUUCCUGAUCGACCACUACGAAGCUCUUCCCCCCGUCGCCGUCUUCCUUCACUGCCACCGCACGACUUAUCACAACAACGUCCGCUUCGACAACCAGACGGCACCGCAAGUGCAACGCAUGAACUACUCACACGUCCACAAGCACGGCUACGUCAAUCUUCUCUGCGACGAAAACGGCUGGCCCAGCUCCAGCUGCGACGUCGCCCACGGAGCGAGCUUCCCUCUCUCCAGAUUCCGCGAGUCCGAAGCGGAUUUCAGGCGGCUGGUGCCCUCUCGGGUCAAGAGAUCAUUCAUUGCACAAAUGAACUACAUCCUGAACAACGUGCUUCCGGACCAGAAGCUUCCGGCCGUCAUUGGCGCUCCGCGAGGGGCACAAUUUGCAUUGGCGCGGGAAGCAGCGCGGCGUGUGCCGUUGGAAACGCUGCACUGGCUGAGGCAGUGGGUGAUCGAUUCUGCCGGGCACCUCGACGGCCAUUUCGUGGGCCAGGUGCUGGAGAACCUGUGGCACGUUAUCUUCCUCGGCGCGGCGAAUGGUGUUUUGUGUCCGUCGGAGGAUAUCUGUUACUGUGACCUGUACGGACUGUGCGAUUGA